This is a messenger RNA of Alnus glutinosa, 2532 nucleotides long. Its product is annotated as auxin transporter-like protein 2. The transcript is spliced from 9 exons. Gene Ontology annotation, cellular component: plasma membrane. NCBI's taxonomy places the organism in Eukaryota, Viridiplantae, Streptophyta, Magnoliopsida, Fagales, Betulaceae. The record is from RefSeq and is a predicted model, not a curated record. The coding region runs from base 829 to 2268 and encodes 479 amino acids.
GUCCAUGGUGUAGUUAGGUCCUUACUGAUGAGAACAACGUCCCACUCACUUUGAUCUACAACUUCUCUGUCACUGAACGGAGACCCAAGAAUCGAAUAGGAAUUUGGAAUACAGGGAAUUGGGAGGGGGUCCGUCUCUCUCAUCCUUGCUCCAAGGGGCUUAGCUUUACUUUCUUUCUUUAAGAGAGAGAGAGAGAGAGUGAGAGAGAGAGGGGAAGAGGUGGGGGGGAAUUUCAAAGGCAAAGAAAAAGCAAAAGCAUAGGAUUAUAUAUAGGGUAUUUAAUGUUCUGGUCUUGUUUUAAUUGUUUAUAUAUACUGGGUUGAAUAGGAGCCAAAAGGGUCUUUUUCCUCAACAUCUGGCACAGGCCUUUGAAGCGGCUGCAGAGAUUUUUGCUGCUUUUUGAGGUCUCGCCGUCUUUGGGGAUGCGGCACUGCCUUUUCUCUGUGCAAAUUGGUGGCGCAUUAAAGAAGGGGCUUUACUGAGCUGAGUUUAGUUUUUAAAGGAACCCACGGAAACUCUUGAAGCAGGAGAUUUUGCCAUUAUUUCGACGCAGUUAAGGCACUCUGUGAGAAAUCUUGGGAUGAAGAAUUCUUAAUACUCUGCCUCUCUCAACUGUACCACCAUACUCAGCUCAGCCCGUGCUUUAUCUACAGCAAGUUGUUUUGCCAUUCGGAAAACAAGGAACAAGUGACAAUACUCUGUCAUUUUGUUUGGAAGGCAGAUCUGUGGUAGCUUCAAUCUUUUAGCGAAAGAGACUUCUCGAACGAGGAAGUUGAAAGUGGUAAUCUACCCGGAUUUAGACGUUGCCUUUUGAGAAAAACGGAGACAAUGUUGCCUCAGAAGCAAGCAGAGGAAGCAAUAGUCUCCAACUUUAGCGAGACAGAGCAUGAAGGGAAGGAGCAAGAGAAAGAGGAAGACCAUUCCAUGUUUAGCGUCAAGACCUUUCUCUGGCAUGGCGGCUCCGCCUGGGACGCCUGGUUCAGCUGCGCUUCCAAUCAAGUAGCGCAAGUGCUUUUAACACUACCCUACUCUUUCUCUCAACUGGGUAUGCUUUCAGGCGUCUUGUUCCAGAUAUUCUAUGGAUUGCUUGGGAGCUGGACGGCGUAUCUAAUUAGUGUACUCUAUGUAGAGUACAGAAGCCGAAAGGAGAAAGAAAACGUCAGCUUCAAGAACCAUGUCAUACAGUGGUUUGAAGUGCUUGAUGGUCUUCUGGGUCCGUACUGGAAAGCAGCGGGGCUUGCUUUCAACUGCACUUUCCUCCUCUUCGGAUCUGUCAUACAGCUUAUAGCUUGUGCUAGUAAUAUAUACUACAUCAAUGACAAUUUGGACAAACGGACAUGGACAUAUAUCUUUGGUGCUUGCUGUGCUACCACAGUGUUCAUACCUUCAUUUCACAACUACCGAAUUUGGUCUUUUCUGGGCCUUGGAAUGACCACUUAUACCGCCUGGUACUUGGCUGUAGCAGCUCUUAUUCACGGGCAGACUGAGAAUGUGCAACAUUCGGCUCCAACAAAGCUAGUGCUGUAUUUUACUGGAGCUACCAAUAUACUAUACACGUUCGGUGGUCAUGCUGUCACUGUGGAAAUUAUGCACGCCAUGUGGAAGCCUCAGAAGUUCAAGUACAUUUACCUAAUGGCCACUCUCUACGUUUUUACACUAACGAUUCCCUCGGCCGUUUGCGUUUAUUGGGCGUUUGGCGAUGAGCUCCUCAACCAUGCCAACGCCUUCGCUCUCCUCCCCAAAACCCGCUUUCGUGACGCCGCCGUUAUCUUGAUGCUCAUCCACCAGUUUAUAACAUUUGGGUUCGCAUGUACGCCGUUGUACUUUGUGUGGGAGAAGGUGAUAGGGAUGCAUGACACGAGGAGCAUAUGUUUGAGGGCACUAGCAAGGCUGCCGGUGGUGAUACCAAUAUGGUUUUUGGCAAUAAUCUUCCCGUUCUUUGGGCCUAUAAACUCCGCCGUUGGGGCUCUUUUGGUCAGCUUCACCGUCUAUAUUAUCCCAUCUUUAGCACAUAUACUCACCUACAGAAAAGCCUCUGCCAGACAGAAUGCUGCAGAGAAACCUCCAUUCUUUUUACCAAGCUGGACUGCUAUGUUUGUGGUCAAUUCGUUUAUUGUGGUGUGGGUUCUGGUGGUAGGGUUUGGGUUCGGUGGAUGGGCAAGCAUGACCAACUUUGUGAGGCAAGUUGACACAUUUGGGCUCUUUGCCAAGUGCUAUCAGUGCAAGCCUCCAGCACCGCCUGCAGUGGCAGCCGCCCCGCAGCACUGAGCUAACUAAGAUCAACUUGGCCCGCACACCCGCCGGCCUGCCGGCCAGCCAACAUCUGUCUUUCUCUCUCUGUCUCUCCAUAUUUUGUAUCAUACAGGGGAAGUAGUAAUAUUUCCCCUACAUGUGAUGUGUGCUGGAUUUUUCCUUUUUGGAUCUUUUUUUGUUCUUAAAUUUAGUUGAUAAAAUAGCGUGUUGUGAUGAUUUCCUUUGCCAUCGAAGCAUAGACUAAUUAAAUCAGAUAUAUAUAUGUUUAGAUUUUCUCUU